GGGCGGCCGCCAAGCCUGAGGUAAAUCCCGCUGCUCCUCCCGCCUCUCUUCUCCCUCAGGGCGUUCCCCCACUUCCCUGAGGCGGCGCCAUUUUGUCCCUCCCUCAGCGCGGCCGCCUCAAACCACCUCAGGAGCCUCCGCCCGAGGGCCUAGGGGAGGGUCUGGAGGCGCCUCCCGGCCCUCCCCUUCCCCCUGGGCGUUUAUCCCGGCCCUCCCCUCCUCCCUCCUGGGUCGCUUCCCAGCCCUCCUCUUCGGAGGAGGAGUAGGAGGCGGGUGGGAAAAUGGCGGCGGCCGCGGGUCCGGCGCAGCCCUGGAGCGCGGAGGAGCUGCGGAGCGAGGCGCUGGCCAAGAAGGAGAUCAUCAAAUUCCUGCAGGAGCACGCGGCGCAGGCGUUCCUGGCGGAGCACAAGCUGCUGGGGCAGGUGAAGAACGUGGCGAAGACGGCGAAUAAGGAGCAGCUCAUCGCGGCUUACACGCAGCUUUUCCACACGCAGCGGUUCAAGGGCACGGACGGCGCGGAGAAGGCGGCGGAGAAGGCGAAGCCGGCCAAGGCGGAGGAGGCCAAGGGGAAGGCGGUGAAGGCUGAGGAGGCUGUGGAGGAGGGGCCACCAAAGUAUACAAAAUCCAUUUUAAAGAAGGGCGAUAAAACCAACUUCCCGAAGAAAGGAGACACUGUGCACUGCUGGUACACGGGAAAGCUGCAGGAUGGGACAGUCUUCGAUACCAAUAUUCAAUCAAGCUCAAAGAAGAAAAAAGCAGCCAAGCCCUUGAGUUUCAAGGUUGGCGUAGGAAAAGUGAUCCGAGGUUGGGAUGAAGCCCUGCUGACCAUGAGCAAAGGAGAGAAGGCCCAGCUGGAAAUCGAGCCCGAGUGGGCCUACGGGAAGAAGGGGCAGCCCGAUGCCAAGAUUCCCCCGAACGCAAAGCUCUUCUUUGAAGUGGAGCUGGUGGACAUCGAGUGAGGAGUGAAUUCCCCUUGCUGCUGGGAACCCAGGGACUGGUGCUGGGGAUCCAGUUCCAGCCUGGCCCUGUGGAAAGGGAGCGCUGUCCCUGCCCCUCUGUACAGUGACACCACUAAACCAGUUUGUACCCUC
Molecule: messenger RNA, 1091 nt
Organism: Pipra filicauda (Wire-tailed manakin)
Lineage: Eukaryota; Metazoa; Chordata; Aves; Passeriformes; Pipridae
Gene: FKBP3
Product: FKBP prolyl isomerase 3
Exons: 7
Coding region: 282-959 (225 amino acids)
Molecular function (GO): peptidyl-prolyl cis-trans isomerase activity
Source: RefSeq, a predicted model, not a curated record